This is a messenger RNA of Schistocerca cancellata (South American locust), 2191 nucleotides long. It is a transcript of the gene Pgam5, whose product is annotated as serine/threonine-protein phosphatase PGAM5, mitochondrial. The coding region runs from base 144 to 989 and encodes 281 amino acids. Gene Ontology annotation, cellular component: mitochondrion. The record is from RefSeq and is a predicted model, not a curated record. Gene Ontology annotation, biological process: positive regulation of mitochondrial fission. The transcript has 5 exons. Lineage: Eukaryota; Metazoa; Arthropoda; Insecta; Orthoptera; Acrididae.
CCUCUGAUGAUGUUUGGCGUCAGUAAUCUUGAGAGUUUAUCAGGGAAGAUAUGCCAGGGAUAUAAACAAACCAACUGUGUGUGUGUGGGCAGGCACAUGGGAGAUAAGUUGUGCGAUUGAGAUUGGACGUGUGGACAGUAAUUAUGGUUUCCGUUGCAAGGCUGAAGAAUUAUGUGAUUGCAGGUCUUAGCGCUUGUGGUGGCGCAGCUAUAGUGUACUAUGGACUUAUUUUCGAUAGAAACAGGAAACAGGCCUUGCAGGCAGCUUACACGGAUAAUUUUACACCAAGUGUCAAAUGGGACAAAAACUGGGAUAGGAUGGAGCCAACCUCACUUGUGAAAUCUUCCAAAGGGAAUUCAGAUGACAAUAGGUAUAACGAGGAGUUAGAGAAACAAAAGUCAACUGCUACACGUAAUUUAAUACUGAUACGUCAUGGUCAGUAUAACCUGUCUGGCGAAACGGACGCCGAAAGAGUUUUAACUGAACUUGGAAGGAAGCAAGCAGCUCUGACAGGGCAGAGAUUGAAGGAACUUGAUAUGCCUUAUACGUGUCUUAUUCGCUCCACAAUGGCACGAGCUGUGGAAACUGCAAAAAUUAUACAUAGCUACUUGCCAGAUGUACCAGUGCAGGAUUGCAAUAUGCUGGAGGAGGGUGCGCCAAUACCACCGGAGCCACCAGUUGGACACUGGAAACCAGAAGUAUUUCAGUUUCAUCGCGAUGGUGCUCGAAUUGAGGGUGCAUUCAGGAAGUAUUUUCAUAGAGCCAAACCCAGUCAAACUUCGGACAGCUAUGAGAUCCUUGUCUGUCAUGCAAAUGUCAUUCGCUACUUUGUGUGCAGAGCACUGCAGUUUCCUCCUGAAGCUUGGUUGCGUCUGAGCCUGAACCAUGCAAGUAUUACAUGGAUUGUCAUCCGUCCCAGCGGAUUUGUUUACUUACGUUCUCUUGGUGACACCGGUCACAUGCCUGCAGCAGACAUUACAUCCACAUAAACUUUGAGAGGAGAAACUAUUUUGUUUGAGUGGAGUUGAUUAUUGUUGCUAUUUUUGGACUGAGCACAACUGUGGAAAAAAUAUGUGUACUUUUGAUCUGUUUGCUGUGUAAUUAGAUUGUGUGAAGUGACAUUUUUUGUGUGUGUGAUAACCAGCUUUUUAAGGAAACUUCAGACAUUUAGUGCCUGUUGUAGGGAAAUUUUUUGGGUUAUUAACAGAAAUGAGACUUCCACCUUCUAUUCUUGAGCUGCAUUUCUUUUUUACCAACAAGACAUAUUGAACAUUUUAGCACUAAAAUAUGGUGUUGUAUUUCAUUUGAACAUUUUGUGUGACAUUUGGAAUGUGUUAUUUACUGUAUGUUCAUUUAGUUAAAUUUAUUUAAAAUAUUGGACAGUUAGUAAAAUUAAAAAUGUUGUGUAUCGAAAAGACAACAUUGAAGAUGAUGAGGAUCAGUAGUCAUAGCACUGCCUAUCAUGCAGACCAUUGAGGCAAGUCACCAGACACCAACUUGAUGUGAAAUGAUGACUGAUGAAUAGGAUAAAACUGUUGGAAGACACACAUUGAGCUGCUUGAAAAUUUUAGUUAAUUUAUGUAAGAUUUAUUCUGCAAGUCAAAUAGGCUUUCUUUGAAAAAUUUUAUAAUACAUAUGGCAACUAGACAGAUAUCCACUGAACAGAAAGGCUGAUUACUUCAUUUCUGUUAUUAAAUAGUUCUCUUUAAAGCUGGAGAGUCAGAGAGAAGGUGUAUUUACUACCUCUUUCUAUGAUACGAGCAUAUAGUUUUGUACAUGCCCAUCAAUACCAGGAAUAUUGUUCUCGGAUUUCUUGUUCAUGUUGUUUAUCAUAUAUUGUCUCUAAUUAUGAAGUGCAUUAGUGUAGUAACAAUCCUCCCAUCACAGGUUCUCAGUAUAUGCAUGAGUAAAGAACACAUUAGGAACAAUUCACAUAGUUUUCUACUUCAGGUUAACUCUUAUGACACAAAAACAUUUGGAAGAAAUAUCAAUACAAAUUAAAACACACUGAUUUCAUAUUGGAGUAAUGACAUAUGGUUUGAUCACAUUAUUUGCAGAAUGGUUCAAACACAGGCUGUGAUAAGUAUACGUACUACUGCUGUAAAGCUUUAUGGUUUACUCUCAUUUGCAGUUACAAAUUUCAUCAUUCUGUGGUUCAAAUUGUCAGGAUCACUUGGUUAUACCAUGAAAG